CAUUUUUGUUUGGGGGUCAAAUUUUCAUUCCUUAACCCUAGAUUCUAACUUUUGCAUGACUGUGUUUGUUUUUGCAGUUUUCAAUCACAAUGGUUUCUCACACCGAUUCUGACAAUACCGGAGACAUGGUUGACCGUGACCUCCCGCUGGGGUACGAUGAUGCGGCCGCCAUGAGGGAUGCCGAGCUAAAUGAGGACAUCGAAGAUGUGUCCUUCGUCCUUAAGGUCGCAUCAUUGAAUGUGUUGCAAGGGCACAAGGGUGCUGGCAAGAAGCGAUACAGGGACACUCAGGAGUACUUCAUCCUGGGCGGCUUCAGCCUCUCAGAGGUUCCUUGUGCACUUUUAGACAGGGAAUGGGAGGAGGCGAGGCGUUUGUCUGGUCCUAGUGUGGUUGCUAUGAGGCCGGAUGCUGGGGAUUUGCCCUCUUCUUGUCCAUCUGGAUUUUUUGUCGUUUACUACAACGCCGUGAAACAUGGCCUCCGCUUUCCCUUGAGGCCCUUCAAUGAUGAGUAUCUCAACUGGGUCGGCUUGCUACCCUGUCAGCUUACCCCUAAUGGUUUCUACUAUAUGCCGCCUUCCUGCUACGUUGCUAUCAUUUGGGAGUCACCCCCAGUGUUGACCUGUUCCGUUACUUGUUCAACAUCGCCAUAACCCCUCGAAGGAGAACGAGAGUUACGCAUCUAUCGCUAAAGUUGGGGGGCAAAGUGGGUUUGUCAAUGCCCCCACCGCUUACCGCGGAUGAAAGAACAGAUUUUUCUUCGUCUGCACAGAUCGAUAAAUGGUCUCACCAUUUUCCACAGAGACGGUGAGGUUGACCCAAGAUCCUGUUUUUGCUCGAAAACAUAAUGCUGGUGAUUUGGGCGAGUAUGCUGAUGAUGUGGAGAAGUAUCUGAAGCCUGGUCCGUACGACAUUAGGAAAUUUGUGACCGAGAAGAGGACCAGGGAGAACCUGAAAUGCAUCAGCUUUUCUCCCCCUAAGGUCCUUGGUGUUGAGGGGGAAGGUGUCGUGGCUGCCCCCGUUGUGAAUGAUGGGGAGGGGGCGGGUGUAGCCCCAUCCUCCUCUGCUCCCCUGAUUGAUGGCUCUUCUGAGGGGGAGGAGGAGAAGAAGGAGGUUCUUCCCUCCAAGGAGGACGGGCGAGAGGAGGAGACUUUUCCUUCGCAGAAAACAAUCGGUCAACCCGAGGCUCCUUCUACCGCUCCAGGUAUAGAUUCUUUCUGUCUACUUCUUAUUCUGCUGAUUUGAUGUGCUGUGGAUAUGCUCUGGUUGUUUGUUGUCUGACGUUGAAAAUCUUGUUGUCUUUUUAAGGUAGUUUCAAUAUUUUUGAGCUCCUUGAUCGGGCUCGGGGGGGGGGGGGGGGGGUCUCUGAAUGAAAAACGGGCCUUCCGGAGGUGUAAAACAUCCUGAGCCCUCCUCCAGCGGGUCCUCAUCCUCCUCUGAGGAUCAUGACGAAGAUGCUGUCGAUGACACACCUCAAGGGGGCGCUGUUUCCCCGAGUGGUGCUGAUCAGGAGGUCGCAACCACAGUGCCCGAGGACACCGUCGUUGGCGGAGAAAAGGCCGCGGUGGAAGAAGUUGAUGCCGCGGAGAUGGACGUGGACAUUGUGGGGGUCGUCCCCAAGCCCAACGUUGAGCCUGCCACCACUGUCCCGUCCUCUCGGCCGGAUGUGGUAAUUAUGGAGAGCGAAGAUGAAGAAGAGGGGGGGUAGCGGUGAGACUUUGCGACAAAUGCAGGUCCGCUUGUCUAAUGAAGGAGACAAGGUCCCUCCUGAGAGUGAUGCGGCAACCGCUGGGAAUGGUGCCUCCCGCAAUGAUCCUGAGCCAGUUUGCGGAGCUCUGGUAGCAUCUCUGAUGAGCAGCUCUGGUAGCAACUCUAAGAGGGUUUCUGGUCAGUCGACUAUGUUAUUACUUACACAGAAAAUUCUAAUACAAGAUUUCUAAAGGGGUACUCUCAUAUCCAUCCAGUCGUCCCAGUUGCCGUAGUCACUGUUGGAAAUUUAUUGAGAAAUAUGACUCAAGUGUUCAACAUGAUCCUUAAUAGUAUUAUUUUAAUUAGUUACUGUGGGUUUUAAUUAUAAUAAUAUUAUAAGGAUACUGAAUUGAAGUAUAAUUAUUAGAUUAUUAGACAUGUAAAUUACUUACUAUGUUGGCUAAGUAAUUAUUGAUGUCUUAAUAAUAAUAAUAAUAAUAAUAAUACUUAAAAUAAUAUAUCAUGAGUUGAUGGUAAUGCAUGUACGUGUUUCAUUUUAUGUUCCAUUUUGGCAAAAAACACGUCAUUUUGGAGUAGCUACGUGCAUGGUCAAUUGAUAAUCAAAAUUAAUUUUGAUUUCAAAAUUGGUGAAGGAUAAUGCCGCCAAUUGUACAACCAUCAUGACUUUUCUAAAAAUUGCAAUGCUUCGUAUGAAAAUGAUGAUAUGAGACAACUUGUAUAUUGUUGUCUAUAAAUACAUGUUGAACGUGUGAAAGUAAAAAUAUAUACUUCAUAAUAAUUUCUCUUGCUAUAUUUAUCCUAUUAUCUACUGUAAUAGUGUUCAAUAUUUAGAUCACUUUAUAUACAAAUCAUUUGUUCGGUGUUAUUUUAUCGGUAACUAAAAUACACCAUACACUUUUUUUUAUCCCAAAAGUUCUAUCUUGUAACCCGGUUAUUGUGAUAAGGAUAGAUAGUAAACUUUUAGGAAAACGUAUUUAAUAGGUGACUAGAAGUGAUAUCCGGUCCUGC
Molecule: messenger RNA, 2715 nt
Organism: Cuscuta europaea
Lineage: Eukaryota; Viridiplantae; Streptophyta; Magnoliopsida; Solanales; Convolvulaceae
Source: the annotation of a GenBank genome assembly